Molecule: messenger RNA, 3053 nt
Organism: Frankliniella occidentalis (western flower thrips)
Lineage: Eukaryota; Metazoa; Arthropoda; Insecta; Thysanoptera; Thripidae
Product: haloacid dehalogenase-like hydrolase domain-containing 5
Exons: 7
Coding region: 55-1311 (418 amino acids)
Biological process (GO): glycerophospholipid biosynthetic process
Cellular component (GO): mitochondrion
Source: RefSeq, a predicted model, not a curated record
UGUCAUAUGCCAGACUCUUCUGCUAGUUCAAACGUCAAGAACUGACGUUUAAAAAUGGCUGCCCUUAUGUGGAAGGGUAAAACAGCCAGAUUUCCUCGUUCAAAUUUGCUAAAACUUUGUUCUGAUGUAUUUUCUUCUCAGUCCACCAAAUUCUUUGGAACAAAGGCAAACCAACCUGAGUUUGGGCUGCUCUUCGACAUUGAUGGGGUGAUUGUACGAGGCAAGAAAGUUCUUCCAUCUGUUCCAGAAUCUUUCCAGAAGUUGGUUGAUAAAAAUGGAACAUUCAGAAUUCCAACUGUGUUUGUAACCAAUGCUGGAAAUGCUCUCAGACAUGAUAGGGCUAUUCAGCUCACAAAUUGGCUUGGUGUCAAGGUGCAUGAGGAUCAAGUUGUUAUGGCUCAUUCUCCUCUGCGAAUGUUCCAUCAAUUCCAUGACAAACGAGUCCUUGUGUCUGGUCAGGGACCAGUAGCCGACAUAGCCAGGAAUGUUGGAUUUCAUAAUAUUGUAACUGUUGAUGAACUAAGGAAAACAUUCCCAACUUUGGAUGCUGUAGACCAUGCUCGACGCAUUUCUGGUGCAGGUCCCAAUGAAAAAUCGUUUGUGCCAGUUGAAGCGGUAGUAUUGUUUGGAGAGCCAGUUAGGUGGGAAACAUCAUUGCAGUUGAUCAUGGAUGUCUUGAUGUCCAAUGGCUAUCCAGCUGUUGCUCCUCCAGGGAUAUUGUAUCCUCAUAUUCCUGUGCUAGCAUGCAAUAUGGACCUUCAGUGGAUGGCUGAGGCAUGCAUGCCCAGGUAUGGACAUGGAGCUUUCUUGCUUUGUUUAGAAGCCCUUUACAAGAAAAUUACUGGUAAAGAUCUAAUAUACACUGCAUUGAUUGGCAAACCUAGUGAAAUUACUUAUCAUCAUGCACACCACAUGGUGCUUAAUCAAGCCCAAUCAAUUGGUAUCAACCAUAAUUUGAAAAGACUUUAUGCUAUUGGUGACAACAUAAACACUGAUGUAUUUGGUGCGAAUCUGUAUAAUCAGUACCUCUCACAACGCAAAGCUAGUGGACGUAUGAAACAAGUUGCUCGAACACGAACUAUUGAACAUCAUCUUCAGGCAGACCCCAGUGAUUGGGAUAUGGGAGCAGAGAACUGUUUGAGUAUUCUCGUCGAGACUGGAGUAUACUCUGUUGACCGUGAAGAGAGCUUGCUGGACCACACACCACGUGACUUCCUUCCUGUUGAAGAGAAGUUAAGAGAACCGAACUUCACUGUUCAAAAUGUAUGCAAAGCCAUUGAUCUAGUUUUCCAGCAGGAAUCUUAUCAAUAGUACCUAAUCUUGCACCACUAGCCAAUAUUUCAUAUUUAAAAUUGAGUAAAUGUAUCUGAAUUUUUGAAGUUCAAAGAAAGUGCAAAGAAAAUGAAAUUGUGUAACAUAUUCAUAUCUGGAAUUACCACUGUAUAUGUAAAAUUCACUCUAAAUUGUUAUCCCUCCACAAAGGUAAUAUUUUUUACAAGCAAAUUGAAUUGUUGAAAAGUUGUUGAUAAGUGAAAACUUUAAAGCCACUUUUUGUGAUUGGACUUGAGUGUUAACAGUGAUACAAAGAAAACAUUGGACUAGAUUCAAGAUGUCAAGAUGUCCUGUGAGAAUUUUCUUAACAAGUCUCUUGCAUUGAUAUGUAGUGUGUUUUUCCUUUAAAAGUUCUUGUUUUUAAUGGUUACAUAAAUAUUUAAGUCCUCAUUAGAUAAUUUCCUAUGUCUUUUUUGAGCAUCCUGGUUAGUGCAUGAUCUAUAUUCUGAUGUCAUUCUCAUAACCAAAUUGUGUGCUCUUUACCUUUCUUCCAAAAUUUAAUGGCUCAAUAUUUUGCCUUUAUGGUUUGAAAAUUAAUAAUACCUUCUUCAUCUUCUUGUGGAAAAAUUAGUAACAAGUAGGUAAAGUAUGUGUAUAUGUACGAUGUGGCACAAGGUAGAUUAUGGCGUACAUCUUCCUAUGUGUUUGUCAAAUGGUGCUGAUCGGUGCAAAGGAACUUUUGCUGGUAAACUUUUGGUAAAUACAAAAAAAAACUAAAGUUCAGAUUGAUGUUUAAGAUGUAUACUCGGAGGAAUUUUGAAAGCUUUUUUUUUGCUACUUAUUCUGUGUUAACCUACUUUGUGCCAAAUGAAAUGACUUGGUUUUUAUCUGUGAAAUGCCGUACUCAAUUGUAGAAAUGGGUCCAAAGUCAUACUCAUGCAGAAGCUAUGUUAUAUCAUCGUUAUGUAAGAAGUACAAUCCUUAAUUCUGUGUGUUGUAGUAAUAGUAGAUUGAUAUUUUAGUGCUGUAACUCUGUUGAUUUUAAUUAUGAUGCAUCUGUGAUUUCAGGCAUACAAUUUUAGUAGAAAUUUGAGUGUGUUAUCAAUUUUUUAUUAUUGUUCUCCUUUUUGAACCGGAUCAACCAGACUUAUUCAAUGGAUACUUUCUUAGCAAGUUUGUGUUCUCAAAAUAUUUAAAUUAAUUUUUAAAUAUUAAAAGACAUGUUUUUUACCAUCUUUUAGCUUUCUGCCGAUUGUGGCUUAACACCUUGAGUCCUAGGGAGGAGGACAGGUCCCACUUGUAUGUGCUAUUAUGGCCAUAUUUAUGGUCAUUUAGGACUCAAGGUGUUAAUAAACUUGAUCUUGCUCAAGGUAAUUUUUACACCUGGAAUAAUAAUAAAUCAGUUCAAGCUGGAUCUCUAGGCUGUUAUAAUAAAUAACAGAUAUUCCUAAACUCAACAAAUGUUCCACAGCUUUUUUCUUUUCUUGAGGGACUACCCCUAAAGAUCUUAUGUACAACUGUGAACUAAAGAAAUGUGAUAUUGAAGUUUUGUGAAGAGCUAGAUAAGAAGAGGGAGAGAAUAAGAAAGUACACGAUUUCUCCUGUAUUUACCCAUGUACCUAAUGAUUUUCCCCCUUCCUUUUGUCAAUUUUAUCCCGUUCUAAUGAGUUGCAUGUUUUAAGUAUAGUGAGUUUUGAACCUUGGGGAAAAGACAUGUAUGAAAGAUGACAAUAGCUAUUCUUAAAAUAAACCAAGACUUUUAACAACCCCCUACAAGAGAA